Molecule: messenger RNA, 1744 nt
Organism: Cornus florida
Lineage: Eukaryota; Viridiplantae; Streptophyta; Magnoliopsida; Cornales; Cornaceae
Product: glycerol-3-phosphate dehydrogenase [NAD(+)]
Exons: 10
Coding region: 292-1446 (384 amino acids)
Biological process (GO): glycerol-3-phosphate catabolic process; carbohydrate metabolic process
Cellular component (GO): glycerol-3-phosphate dehydrogenase (FAD) complex; cytosol
Molecular function (GO): protein homodimerization activity; glycerol-3-phosphate dehydrogenase [NAD(P)+] activity; NAD binding
Source: RefSeq, a predicted model, not a curated record
UUCCUUGUUUCAUGUUUAAUGGUGUCCAAUUGUUGAUUCGUUGGGGAGAGAAAGAGAGACAUGUGUGGUUACUUCUAAUUUUAAUGUUGAAAUCAUAGAGUAGAUCGCCAGAUUUAACACGAUUACACAUCGAUUGUCACGAGACGUGUCUGUCUUCUCCGCCCAAAUGAACCUCCACCUUCCCAUAUAUUAUCAUCUCCUCCUCUUCCCUCUCUCCUAAUUUUCAUCCCUUCCACCUUUCCAUACCCCAUUACUUUCUCUCUCUACCCCCCUCUCUCUCUCUAUAUAUUCAUGGCUCCAUCCCAGCAGCUGCCACUAGAAGAAGAAACUGCAUCGGACAACAAUACCCACAAUGAGGUGCCCAUUAAAUCAAGAGUCACCGUUGUUGGCAGUGGCAAUUGGGGCAGUGUCGCUGCCAAGCUCAUUGCCUCUAACACCCUCAAGUUCAACUCUUUCUACGAUGAAGUUAGGAUGUGGGUAUAUGAGGAGGUAUUGCCAAGUGGUGAGAAACUCACAGAGGUCAUCAACAACACCAAUGAAAAUGUUAAAUACCUUCCUGGUAUUAAGCUUGGCAAAAAUGUUGUUGCUGACCCAGACCUUGAGCAUGCAGUGAGUGAAGCAAAUAUGUUAGUUUUUGUUACCCCACAUCAAUUCAUGGAGGGUAUAUGCAAAAGGCUAGUCGGAAAAUUAAGGGAAGAUGCAGAAGCAAUUUCCCUGAUUAAAGGGAUGGAGGUGAAGAAAGAAGGUCCAUGCAUGAUCUCUACCCUAAUCUCGGAACAGCUAGGGAUUAAUUGUUGUGUUCUAAUGGGAGCUAACAUUGCUAAUGAGAUUGCAGUCGAGAAAUUUAGCGAAGCAACAGUUGGAUACAGAGAGAACAGAGAGAUUGCAGAGAAAUGGGUUCGGCUAUUCAGUACUCCUUAUUUCAUGGUCUCAGCUGUUCAGGACGUGGAAGGGGUCGAACUAUGCGGGACUUUGAAAAAUGUUGUGGCCAUAGGAGCAGGUUUUGUGGAUGGCUUGGAGAUGGGAAAUAACACAAAGGCUGCAAUAAUGAGAAUUGGUCUCAGAGAAAUGAAGGCCUUCUCCAAGCUGAUGUUCUCAUCUGUUAGAGACAGCACCUUCUUCGAGAGCUGUGGCGUAGCCGAUCUCAUAACGACUUGCUUAGGAGGAAGAAACAGGAAAUGUGCAGAGGCUUUUGCUAGGAAUGGCGGGAAAAGGUCUUUCGAUGAGCUUGAAGCGGAGAUGCUGCAGGGCCAGAAAUUACAGGGUGUUUCGACAGCAAGAGAGGUUUAUGAGGUUUUAAGCCACCGGGGAUGGUUAGAGUUGUUCCCUCUUUUCACAACGGUGCAUGAGAUCUGCAUUGGUCGUCUUCAACCGUCAGCCAUAGUUGAAUAUAGCGAGCACACGCCCAAGUUCUCCUUGGUUGAAGGCUCUGCUCAGUUUUACUGAUCCUCUACAGAAAAGGACUACUUUGAUCUAUUAUACUUCAAUCUUGAAUUUCUUAUAAUUAGCCUCUCUUCAUCAGUGUAACGAGUGUUGAAUGCAAGGCUAGGACAAACUUUGCGUGUUAAAUUAUAUAGCAUUUGACAUAGGUAUCAAAUGCCGCAUGUAGGAAGCUUCAGAAGUCUUCCCCGUGUUUAAUGCAUAUGAAAUCAAGGUUUUAGAGUACCACGAUAUUUAUUUUUCCAUUUCCAUAUGUAUGAUUUUUCUCCCAAAUUUAUUAUUAUUAUCAUUAUUGAUUUUCAUA